UCCGUUGCGUGGUCAACUGUACCAAAACAGUAGCGGUGAGUGUGGUUACAUUGCCGCUUUCAUCCUCCGCUUUGGGACAUGGAGAGUUUUCUGCUAGAGGAAGAGCAUGAAGAACCCUAGAUACUUCCAGUGUUUCUGAUAAUGGCUCUGUUUUUAAGCGGGAUUGUUUUAUCCUCGUUAAUUACUCUGCGUUACAAAAACAGCUCGCUGCACGGUUAAAGUAAAAGCGCGUGAUAUUAAAAUAACACUGAUGAUGAUGAUGAAGAAGAAGAAGAUGAUGAUGAUGUGUUUAAUGGAAUAACAGACGUAAAUAACAGGUCCUGAAGGGAGUGGUCAGUUUGGGCAGUGUUAGUGAAACUAAUCAUGCCUUGACGUUGUUUAGGCAAAAUACGAUCCAGAUGCAUUAAGAGAUUGGCUUGUCAGUAACAAAAAUGCUAUGAUUAGUAGCUGGAUGCAGUAGAGGCUUAGAGCUUCAUUGGCAUGUGUAGGUGGGGUUGCCAUCAUCAUCCAAGGUUUUUUUUAAUGCAAAUAAUUAUAUUAUUAUAUAAUUUGUAUGUAAUUAGUAUUUAGAUCGUGUAGUCUGUAUGUACGAGUGUGUACACUCUAGAGUAAUAAUAGUAAAAGUAAAUAAUUAAAAAUAGGCAUUUGGCGUAAAUGCAAUCAACUUGGCAACAAGUAUGAUAAGAUAACUGCGUAUUAUUUUUUGGUACUUGCCCGUUUAUCUGAAUGCAAUGCAUUGAGAGCUUAGUCUGUUUAUUUAGCUCGAUCUGAUAGAUUAACAGGCUUAUGGGCCAGCUGAGGCAUUAUGAGUGAUCACUAUGAGAAGCCUAAAGUGCUUGAUCAGAUGGAGGCGCGCGCUGCGGAGGAUACCGGACACAUGCCGGUGUGUUCACCAGCAUCCGCGCCUCCUGCUCCAGAAAGCACUGGAACAUCCGAAAAAAGCUGCAGUAAAGUUAAGAGCAAACCAGGAACCCGGAUCGUGAAGCGAAACUCGGACCUGAUCGUGAACAAGCCCCGCGCGUGCGCUUCCGUCCAGGUGAAGGGCGCACGCCGGCACGCGCUCCCGGUUAAAGGUUCGGGGAAGGCUGAGACGAACGGCGGAGCCGCUGAAGAGAACACGGUCAAAGCCGUGAGAAAGGCGAGAUACGUCACGGUGGACACGUCCAAAGCCAAAACGUCUCUGGAGGCGCUCAAGCUCAGCAUCAGACAGCUCAAAUGGAAAGAGUUUCCAGUGGGCAGACGGGCAGCAUGUGAUAUUUACUGGCAUGGCGUCUCUUUCCAUGAUAACGAGAAUAUUGUUUCAGGGCAGGUCAACAAGUUCCCAGGAAUGAUAGAGAUGUUGCGCAAGAUCAACUUAAGCCGUGCGGUUCGCACCAUGCAGCAGCUUUUCCCGGAGGAGUACAACUUCUACCCUCGCUCGUGGAUCCUACCUGAGGAGUAUCAGCUGUUCUCCACUCAGAUUCGUCUACUGAAGGACAGCGACUCCAGCCUCAAACCCACGUUCAUUGUCAAACCUGACUCCGGUUCCCAAGGCGACGGCAUCUACCUCAUCCGCGACCCUGCUGACCUCCGGGCCAUCUCAGGAUCACAAGUCAAGCAGGCAGUGGUUCAAGAGUACAUUCAGAAACCACUCCUCAUCGACAAGCUCAAGUUUGACAUUCGCCUUUAUGUUCUCGUUCGUUCUCUGGAUCCUUUAGAAAUCUAUAUUGCCAAAGAAGGCCUUUCCAGAUUUUGCACCGAACCCUACCAGGAGCCAAGUCAGAAAAACCUCAAUCAUGUGUUCAUGCAUUUAACGAACUACUCGCUGAACAUUCACAGCGGGAAUUUCGUGCACUCGGACAGCUGCAACACAGGAAGCAAGCGCACGUUUUCCAGUGUCCUUUAUCGUCUCGCCUCCAAAGGAGUGGACAUUAAGAAGGUUUGGUCAGAUAUCAUAGCGUUGGUUAUCAAGACAGUUAUUGCACUUGUUCCCGAAUUGAAGGUCUAUUACCAAGCUGAUAUACCACCAGGCAAACCAGGACCUACUUGUUUCCAGAUCCUGGGCUUUGACAUCCUGUUGAUGAAGAACUUGAAGCCUGUUCUGCUGGAAGUCAAUGCCAAUCCGAGCAUGAGGAUUGAACAUGAACAGGAAGUGUCACCUGGUGUUUUUGAGUACGUACCUAGUCCAGUAGACGAGGAAGUCAAAGUAGGUGUCAUUAGAGAUACACUGCGCCUUAUGGAUCCGGCCCAGAGGAAGCUAUCCACCAGAUCGAACGUCCUGGGCAGAACUCCAGACGAAACCAUCGUCAUGGAAGCCGGAUCAGAUGAGAAGGCAGAGCUCGUCGAGACACUUCCCUCUCUGUGUCUAAAACAAGUCUUCCCCAAGUACAUGAAGCAGUUCAAUUACCUGCGAAUAUUAGAACGAAUAGCAGACAUUUUCUUGCGCUUCCUCGGGGUCAAAGGAACCAUGAAGCUUGGCCCGACCAGCUUCCGCACUUUCAUCAGGAACUGCAAGCUGAGUAACAGCAGUUUCACCAUGGCGUCAGUGGACAUCCUGUACAUCGACAUCACUCGCCGCUGGGCUGGUGCGCUGUCUGACUCCAGAGAGGCUGGAAUGGGAUUGCAGGCUUUCGUGGAGGCAUUUUUCUUCUUGGCCUCACGCAGGAUUAAGGCAACGUCGCUGAGGGAACAAGUGCUCUCACUGCUGGAGUUGUGCGAGGCCACUCUCGAGGGGGAGGGACACGAUGAGAAGCCACGCCCACCCAAAUCUCAGCCCGGUCUCAAUUCUGCUCACGGUCCAAGCUCGCUCAACUCCCCUGCUGCUACUCGCCGUCUUCAGACUCUGCAGCCUUCUGGGAAAGGGAACGUGGAGACCUGGGAGACUGAAGCACGCAGCACUUCUUAAAACAGGAAGCAAUAUUGAAGGCAAAAUGAACAGCUGUCUCAUCUGAAGAAGUUUUUUAAAAGAGGUUAUGCAUGGCAUCAUAUAAAAGUCCUAGAGGCAUUAUAAAAUAUAUGAUACAAAAUCAUAUAAUAUAUAUGACACAUAUAUAUAUGAGUAUCUUGUUGCCUAUGUGUGUUUGAAUUUAACACACACACACACACACACACACACACACAAGUGAAAACUCCUUAUCCUUAUUUGUUGUGUGCUUUUGAUGCCAGGUUUCGUCACUCGUGUGUAUUCUGAGAAUGCAAAUUGAGCAGAAGAGUUUGUUAAAGCUAGAGGAGGUAAAAAGCCACAGAAUCAGGGACGAGCAGACUCCACACGCUUAAAUCUUAAAGGGAUUCGUACCACUGACUUCUCACUUCUGACAAGCAGCUAACUACGACAUGGCCGACGGCUAAUCCGAAACAGCGGCCUUAUAACGAAAUAAUGGCGCUAACGCCAUGUUAUGGCACUGAGUGCACUGAACGUUUACUUCAGCUACUGUAUUUAUAUCGACAGAGUAUUUUAUGCGAGUGCUUCACUGUAGUAUGAUUAAAAUCCGUCACACAUCCGAGGAUGUUUUACUAAUAAUAUUAUCAUCAUAACAAUUAUAGAAUGUUUUAAUCCAUAUUAGACAAUUGCACUUAUAUAUUUAACUUAAAUGAUGUUUGUUUUGGAUGGUCAUGUUGAAUAAAACGUGGACUCCAGAAUGAAAUGAUUUGUUUGUACUUGCUUCUCAAUUAUUGGCCAAUUAUAUAACAGCAGCACAAUGCAUAAUAAUAAUGCAGAUACAGGUCAAAAACAUUAGAUUCUGGAGAUUCAUGGAAUGGACUUGUUUGUCCAGCACAUCCCACAGACACUCGAUUGGCUUGAGAUCUGG
This is a messenger RNA of Hemibagrus wyckioides, 3788 nucleotides long. RefSeq names its product tubulin tyrosine ligase-like family, member 11 (gene ttll11). Gene Ontology annotation, cellular component: cilium. Bases 806 to 2884 code for a protein of 692 amino acids. Gene Ontology annotation, molecular function: tubulin-glutamic acid ligase activity; tubulin binding. NCBI's taxonomy places the organism in Eukaryota, Metazoa, Chordata, Actinopteri, Siluriformes, Bagridae. The record is from RefSeq and is a predicted model, not a curated record. The transcript is spliced from 10 exons. Gene Ontology annotation, biological process: protein polyglutamylation; microtubule cytoskeleton organization.